AUGGCUGAUGAUGCCAAACGGUAUAUUAGCUCACCUUACCUUGGGGGCUAUUCUAUUGCAAAACAAGAACAGUAUAGUAAAUAUCUCAAAAAACUACAUCAAGAUUUUAUAGACUCUUGGAAUGAAAAACCUCAGACUCAUUCAAAACUGGAGGAUUUCGAUACUCAGAAAAUAUUAGGUACUGGAGCAUUUGGAGUAGUAUAUUUAACUAAACAUUUAGGCACCGGCAAGUUUUACGCUAUGAAAAUGUUAGAAAAGGAAAAAAUAGUGAAGUUAAAGCAAAUUGAACACAGUUACUAUGAAAAGAAAAUACUAUGCGGCUUAAAUUUUCCGUUCUGCGUUUACAUGAAAUAUUUUUUCAAGGACAAUGUAUACUUGUACUAUAUUUUGCCGUACGUAGCUGGAGGAGAAAUGUUCUCGCACCUUCGUAAAUUGGGGAAAUUCGAAGAAACGUCUUCGAGAUUUUAUGGCGCUCAAGUUAUUCUGGCGCUUGAAUAUUUGCAUGCUUGUGAACUAGUUUAUCGAGAUUUAAAGCCGGAAAAUAUUUUAAUAGAACGAACUGGAUAUAUCAAAUUAACUGAUUUCGGGUUUUGCAAGUUAGUCAGAGGUAGAACCUGGACUCUUUGUGGUACUCCGGAAUAUUUAGCGCCUGAAAUCAUUUUGAGCAAAGGCUACGGUAUGUCAGUUGACUGGUGGUCUCUUGGUGUUCUUUUGUUUGAAAUGAGUGCUGGUCAUCCACCAUUUUAUGCAUCGGAUCCUAUGAGAAUUUAUGAGAAAAUUGUAGCUGGAAAAUAUCGAUGUCCAAGUCACUUUUCGCCAGAAUUGAAAGAUUUGGUAUCACGUAUUUUACAGAUUGAUAUAACUAGACGUUUAGGUAAUUUAAAAAGCGGUGCUCUAGAUUUUAAAAAUCAUAAAUGGUUUCGCGAAAUUGAGUGGGAUAACUUACUGAAUUGUCGUUUUCCUGCACCUUUUAUACCUAAAAUUCGCUCUCCAGGUGAUUCAUCUUAUUUCGAAAACUAUGAUGAAGAAAAAAUAAAGGAAAGUCCAGUUUGUUUGUAUGAGGAAGAAUUUGCUGAUUUUUGA
Molecule: messenger RNA, 1083 nt
Organism: Melitaea cinxia (Glanville fritillary)
Lineage: Eukaryota; Metazoa; Arthropoda; Insecta; Lepidoptera; Nymphalidae
Product: cAMP-dependent protein kinase catalytic subunit alpha-like
Exons: 1
Coding region: 1-1083 (360 amino acids)
Biological process (GO): peptidyl-serine phosphorylation
Cellular component (GO): nucleus; cAMP-dependent protein kinase complex
Molecular function (GO): cAMP-dependent protein kinase activity; ATP binding
Source: RefSeq, a predicted model, not a curated record